CAAGUGUUCCAAUCCCCUCCAUAUCAUGUGAUUCAGGUGCUCCAAUCCCCUCCCAAUCAUGUGAUUCAGGUGUUCCAUUCCCCUCCAUAUCAUGUGAUUCAGGUGCUCCAAUCCCCUCCCAAUCAUGUGAUUCAGGUGUUCCAUUCCCCUCCAUAUCAUGUGAUUCAGGUGCUCCAAUCCCCUCCCAAUCAUGUGAUUCAGGUGUUCCAAUCCCCUCCAUAUCAUGUGAUUCAGGUGCUCCAAUCCCCUCCAUAUCAUAGUCAAUAGCUAAAGACCUCCAAACUUGGUGUGGCCUUCAGAUGAGCCCAACAACAGUGCGUAGAGAGCUUCAUGGAAUGGGUUUCCAUGGC
Molecule: messenger RNA, 350 nt
Organism: Staurois parvus
Lineage: Eukaryota; Metazoa; Chordata; Amphibia; Anura; Ranidae
Source: the annotation of a GenBank genome assembly